Molecule: messenger RNA, 1929 nt
Organism: Besnoitia besnoiti
Lineage: Eukaryota; Apicomplexa; Conoidasida; Eucoccidiorida; Sarcocystidae
Exons: 8
Coding region: 1-1929 (642 amino acids)
Molecular function (GO): peptidyl-prolyl cis-trans isomerase activity
Source: RefSeq, a predicted model, not a curated record
AUGACCCAUUCGCCCUUGAGGUCCCCCGUCAGACCCAGCCCGCCGCACUCGGUCUCCGCGGAGUCUCCUUCGCGGGUUUCCGCUCAUUUCGUCUCCAUCACACAUCCAGGUCUCUCCAAGCCGACUGUAGCGCGGGGCAGCACGUGGCGUACGCCUGACCUCCUCCCGCCGUCGUCGCCAUUCCAUCGUUCGCCUCGUUUUUCUUCUGCGUCGUCGGCGACUUUCGACGCGUCUGCGACUCCUUCGACUCCUUCGUCUCUCUCGGUCCCGCCGUCUUCCGAGUCGUCGUCUGGCGAGCCUCUUUCUCCAGCGCCGCAGUCGUCUGUCGAGUCUCCGGCGCCGCCGCCGUCGGUUCGUCCGUCUCCGCUGCCCUUUGCUUGCUCUGCCUCUCCCUCUCCGCUGCGCGCGGUGCCCGCGCCGCCGACGCCGCUCCCGUUCGCGCUCUUCAAGGAGGCGAACACCUGGGUCGAGUCUCUCAUCGCGCGGCACCUGCUUGAGACACACAAGCGCGGCAGGCGCAACGAGCCCCCGCGGGAAGGGCCUUCUCUCAACUGGGAUCUUCUUGCCGAUGGCAGGAUCUUGAAAAGACGCAUCGAAGGCGGCGAGGGCGACCUGUACCCGUCGGCGCGGACGAACGUGACGAUUGAGUUCUCGCUACACACGCUCUCGGGGUACAAGAUCGCCGACAACCGCGACUUCAACACGACGAUGAUGGAGUUCCCCUUCGAAAACGCGAUGCCGGGGAUGCAAAUUGCUCUCGCUAGCAUGCGGAAGCUGGAGCGCGCCGUGUUCCUGCUGAGCCCUGAGACGGGGCUCCCGCUGGAUUUCUCUGUCGAUCUCGCGACGCAGCGGAUCCAGGAAAUCGCCCUUCCUCGGCAGGCGCGUCAAGAGGCAGGAGUCGUUCCGCCGUCUAAGACCGCAGGCGAGGCCUCACGCAGAGAUGAAGCAGACCAAGUCCUUGAAGAGUUCACUGUGCGCGGCGGCGAAUGGCUCGCAUUCGACAUCAAGAUGUGCAAUAUCUACGACAGCUACAAGCCCUGGUGGCGUAUUUCGCCGGACAGGGAAUUCCUGAAGAACCUGCCCGUAGAGCAUAUUCCUGAAAACAUGACUCACGGCCAGUGGCUCGAGCUCAAGUCUGACCAAGUGCGAGACAAAAUUCAGGACGAAAUGAGCUCCAAUCCGCACAGUCCGUACUGGGAUGAUAUUGAGCCAGCCAUGAACGACGUGCAGCGGGAGAAGAAAGACAACUACACGCGGCGCCUGUACGGCCUGGACACGCCGCCAGAUCCCCGGCGCGACGGCAGUCGAGGCUUUCGGGACAGCGUCCUCGGUCGCUCUGGGGGCAUGCGGCACGGCUGCGAGAUGGGCGACCGCAUGAUGGGGAAGGCGAAGCACUAUGUGUGGCGAGAAAGCAUGUUCAACUUCGAAAUCGUCCUUUUCGUGCGAGAAGGCAUCCGUGCCGAGCACAUCAGCUGGGACAUCAGCAGCAGGCGACUCGACAUCUUCUUCGGCGGCAAGCGGGUUUUCGGCGACGAGUUCGUUCAUCCUGUGGACCACGGAGAGGGAGCGACAUGGACGCUCACGGAGGCUGCGACCAAGCACCCGGCGAUGCCGCUGAAGCAGCUGCACGCCUUGUACGACUCAACUCCGCUUGAUGUGCCGCAGCGACUCGACUUGGCGGAUCCGUCUUUAGACAGCAACGCGCUGAGGAAGGCGCCAAUUGAAACUCCGUACGACUUUCCCCGUCCACAGCCUAUAGGGCAAUUGCCUGAUGAAGAGACAAGCUACAUGAGCUCCGUACUACUGUCUACCCUUAGGGGAGAACUUGAAGACCCUAAGCUCCCUGUUCACCAGCCGGCGAUGCAUAUUACACUCCCCAAGGCCAGCAACUGGCGGGAAAUGUGGGGGAAUCCCUUCAAGUUCGUUUGA